This is a messenger RNA of Triplophysa rosa, 1433 nucleotides long. RefSeq names its product MCTS1 re-initiation and release factor (gene mcts1). The coding region runs from base 166 to 711 and encodes 181 amino acids. Gene Ontology annotation, biological process: formation of translation preinitiation complex. The transcript is spliced from 6 exons. Gene Ontology annotation, molecular function: RNA binding. The record is from RefSeq and is a predicted model, not a curated record. Lineage: Eukaryota; Metazoa; Chordata; Actinopteri; Cypriniformes; Nemacheilidae.
AACUGUCGUAAAUGUCGUAAACAGGAGUCACCUGCUGUUGACGUAGAGCGUGGAGUUAAUCAAUCCAUAUUCAACUGAAUCUUUAGUUUUUAUUUACUUAGUUUAGCAAAAAAUUACAGCUAUAGGACAGUAAGAGGAAAAGAGUGACGAUAACGACCCGCAAGGAUGUUUAAAAAAUUCGAUGAAAAGGAGAAUGUUUCAAACUGUAUUCAACUGAAGACAUCUGUAAUCAAGGGCAUAAAGAAUCAACUGUUAGAUCAGUUUCCCUACAUCGAUGAAUGGCUCAACCAAAUCAUGCCCAAAAAAGACCCUGUCAAAAUUGUGAGAUGUCAUGAACAUAUUGAAAUUCUUACUGUAAAUGGAGAGCUGCUUUUCUUCAGACAGAGAGAGGGACCAUUUUAUCCCACCCUCAGACUUCUACACAAAUUUCCCUUCAUACUGCCACACCAACAAGUAGAUAAAGGAGCCAUCAAAUUUGUUCUGAGUGGAGCCAAUAUCAUGUGCCCAGGCCUUACAUCACCAGGAGCCAAACUCUACCCUGCUGAAACAGACACAGUAGUUGCUAUAAUGGCAGAAGGUAAACAGCAUGCACUCUGUGUAGGAGUCAUGAAGAUGUCAGCACACAACAUAGAGAAAGUAAACAAGGGAAUUGGAAUUGAGAACGUUCACUAUCUGAAUGAUGGACUAUGGCACAUGAAGACAUAUAAGUAGACAUGAGUUUGUGGAUCAUUGGGACCCCUUGUCAACAGGCAGCCCGUCUUCUGUUUACACAAAUGGACUUUAAUUAACAAAUUAACUGUGUAUCAUGCUUAAUGAUUUGAAAGCAACCCCAUUUUAAUGCACAAAUAAAACCUGCAUUUAAGUCAAUUUGGAAUGGUCUGUUGCUACAGUGAGAGCUGAAUUGUGCCAUUGCAGCUCAGAUAUAUAUGUGCAUAUUUAAGAAGAAAGGACUGUAACUUAUAAUAACAGAACUCAUCAGCUUAUUAGUAGAGACUGCAAGACCUGAAUUGGUUGUGUCAGAUAAGGGAGACAUACAAAAUGUGCAAACUGGAGUCCUCCAGGAGAGGUUAGAAAACCCCUGGCUUAUGCUAAAUCAGAAUUUUCAAAUAUUCAAUAAAAACAUACUUAUAAAAAAAGAAAAACGGGUAAACUAAAUGUGCUGCUACUGUCACGCAUGGAUGUCAUUUGUAAUAUGCAGAUCGAUUACAAAUACAAUAUAUUAGAAACUUCAAGUUUUGUGGUAGCCCACGUGAAUACUGUAAUAUACAAUAGUAUUUACCAUAAUAAACGGAAAUAAAUUGUACUAUAAUGUAGUAAUUAUAGUAUAGUAAAUGUAUCACGCAAAAACAAAUCACGCAAUUCAUACAAGGACAUACAUGAGUCAUGACUUCAGCAGAAUUUUGGGGCCCAGAACCUUUUGUAUACGUUUUUGG